Gekko japonicus is the source of this 2045-nucleotide messenger RNA. It is a transcript of the gene ATG5, whose product is annotated as autophagy related 5. Lineage: Eukaryota; Metazoa; Chordata; Lepidosauria; Squamata; Gekkonidae. The coding region runs from base 267 to 1091 and encodes 274 amino acids. The transcript is spliced from 8 exons. Gene Ontology annotation, biological process: cellular response to nitrogen starvation; nucleophagy; C-terminal protein lipidation. The record is from RefSeq and is a predicted model, not a curated record. Gene Ontology annotation, cellular component: Atg12-Atg5-Atg16 complex; cytoplasm; phagophore assembly site membrane.
GGGGGGGGGGGGGGAGCUCUGGGUCACAAGACAUGAAAGAGCAAGGCCCUACAAUAGAGACCGGGGAGAAAAGUUGAAAGCGGGGCCUGACUGACCAUUAUUCUGUAUGGCCGGUAGCCUUCCUGCCAGUAGGCGGGGAACAGAGUCUGCGCGUAGCUGACCUGUGGCCGAGCUCGGCGCAAGGCGCUGGCUGGGAAGGAAACGAUUGUCAGGGGUUUUUCUUCCUGAACGGGUAGGCUACAUGUGCUUCUGUAUUUCCUGGAAGAAUGACAGAUGACAAAGAUGUACUUAGAAAAGUGUGGUUUGGGCGAAUACCAACCUGUUUUACUCUAUAUCAAGAUGAGAUCACUGAAAGAGAAGCUGAACCUUACUACCUGCUCUUACCUAGAGUUAGUUACCUGACACUUGUAACAGACAAGGUGAAAAAACAUUUUCAGAAAGUUAUGAGACAAGAAGAUGUUGUAGAAAUAUGGUUUGAAUACGAAGGCACACCACUGAAAUGGCAUUACCCUAUUGGCUUGCUCUUUGAUCUUCAUGCAUCAAAUACAGCCCUUCCUUGGAACAUCACAGUGCAUUUUAAGAACUUUCCAGAGAAAGACCUUCUCCAUUGUCCCUCUAAAGAUGUUAUUGAAGCUCAUUUCAUGGCUUCUAUAAAAGAAGCAGAUGCCCUAAAACAUAAAAGUCAAGUUAUCAAUGAGAUGCAAAAAAAGGAUCAUAAACAACUUUGGAUGGGAUUACAGAAUGACAAAUUUGACCAAUUUUGGGCCAUAAACAGGAAACUCAUGGAGUACCCUCCAGAAGAUAGUGGAUUUCGCUUCAUCCCAUUUAGAAUAUAUCAGGCAACAACUGAGCAACCUUUUAUACAGAAGCUCUUCCGUCCUGUUGCGGCAGAUGGACAGCUAAAUACUCUGGGAGAUCUCCUAAAAGAAGUUUGUCCUGCUGCUAUUAAUCCUGAAGAUGGUGAAAAGAAUCAAGUGGUGAUUCAUGGAAUAGAACCAAUGUUGGAGACACCAGUACAGUGGCUAAGUGAGCAUAUGAGUUACCCUGAUAAUUUUCUGCACAUCAGCGUCCUCCCCCAACCUGCAGAUUGAAAUGUUGGCUUGUGUGUACGAAGAUCACUCUUGGAUUGGAACUACAAAGUUAACUGUUAACUUCCAUCAGUCAUGGUGGGGACAACCUGAUCAGAAAACGUUUCUACUGCAAGUUAAACAGAAAGAAAGAUCCUGUCAUGAGAGAUCAGGAAUCGUACUGGCCAUAUUUUGCAUCACCCACGAUUUUCUUCACUGCUGUCAUUGCAAUUGUGACAUGAGAAACUUUAUAAGACCUCUGCAAGUGAUCAUCUCUUUUCUUGUUAAGAUAAUAUAAUUGAAAGCAUGGAAAAUGUGGAAAUAUGUGCCACUUUGUAUUUCUUACUAAUCAAUAAACAAGGGUAUUUUCUAAAGUUUUGGUGGGUUUUUCCCCUCAAGAGUGAACCCUGGUUUAGUCUAGAAAAUUAGCCAAGGAAUUAUUUUUGUUAACUUGCAGGAUUUCUUUAUAAAGAUUUUCCUUCAUUCCUGAGAAAUGUUUUUGGAGACACACGGGCUGCUUGGGGGAUGUAGGGGAAGAUCUAUUUUGUCAGUUCCUUCUGUGAGCUUUAGGCUCUUGUGUUGUAUUACUUAUACAUUGCUCCUGGAGAAUUCUAACAUGUCUGUAUCAUCUAGAAAGUGUUCAGAGUAUGAUGUGUGAUACCCUUAUCACAAUGUAUUACAAAUAAGUCCAAGAAAAUAUUAAACUACGUAAUGGAUUUAUACCCAGCACUGUGUUACAAAGAUUUCCCUCUUGCCAAACAGUUAAUCAGCAUAAAUUGCCUUGGUUUGGUCUCUUAAGAAGUGAUUGGAGUUGAAAGUGUGACCAUGUAUUAAAAAACAUACCUCCAGAUACAGGAUUUUUCCUCCUUUCCAAGAGGUUCCCCUUCUGACUGUUUGAGCCUCUCCAUCCAAAUUAGUUCUAUGCAGGGCUCUUUUUGUAGAAAAAGCCCAGCAGGAACUCAUUAGCAUAAUAGGCCA